Anneissia japonica is the source of this 2786-nucleotide messenger RNA. Its product is annotated as negative elongation factor E-like. Lineage: Eukaryota; Metazoa; Echinodermata; Crinoidea; Comatulida; Comatulidae. Gene Ontology annotation, cellular component: NELF complex. Bases 87 to 941 code for a protein of 284 amino acids. Gene Ontology annotation, molecular function: RNA binding. The record is from RefSeq and is a predicted model, not a curated record. The transcript has 8 exons. Gene Ontology annotation, biological process: negative regulation of transcription elongation by RNA polymerase II.
GCUUUUAAAAAUGAAAUGAGCCACUUUCUUAUAAAAGAGAGGUAGGCCUAUCCUAGGUAGGAUUGGUGGGCAUCCAAAUUUCCAAAAUGAAGAUGAUAUUUCCAUCUAGAUUGACUGAGGAAGAAGAAAUACUUCAACAGAAGUUCGCCCUACUUAAAAAGAAGCGACGAGCACUCCAUCUACUGAAACAGGCAAAGAACAAGCCACCAACUGAAUCACAAGUUGUUAAACCGAAGGGAAUUAAACGAACUGUUUCAGAAGUCAGUCAGGAGGAAGCAAAGGAAACGGCUAAAAAAGUCCUACUAAGUCAGUCUGCAUUAACUAAAGUAAAAGAAAGUGGUUUCAAGAGAUCUAAACAUUUUGAGAAGAAGACUAAAGACUCUGACAAGUGUGAUAAAUCUGGUGUGGUAGCUUUUGAACCUUUCAAUGGUGCAGCGACAGAAGAUGCACCACCAACGCCUGGAAAGGAAAGACGCUCUUCUUACAGACCAUUAUAUGAAAGUUUUGUAAGCAGCAGUGAUAGAUAUUCAAGGAAAUACAAUGAAGCUGAUUCAAGACCAUCAUAUCCUGAUUUGGAACCAAAGCGAGGAAACACAAUAUAUGUGAAAGGUUACAACAUGUUGUCAGAGGAGAUCUGUAAAGAAGCAUUUCACAAGUUUGGAAACAUUCUCAACAUGAACUUGGAAAAGGAUAAAAAUGUUGCAUUUGUGACCUUCGAGAAGAUAGAAGCAGCUGAUCAAGCAAUAAAAGAGAUGGAUAAAGCGAUCUUCCGUGAUGUCAAAUUGAAAGUAUCUUUUGCAAGACGUCAACCUGUACAGGAGAACGCGGGGGACUCAUCCUUCCCCUGGGGUGAUGUCUCUUUUAGCCGUACAAAGCCAAAACAUAAGGACCAACGACCUAUACUUAGAUACGAUGAGGAUGAAGACCUUUUUUCUUCUUAACAAUGAAUACUUGAAAGUGACAGUAUAUCAUAAACUUUAAAAACAACAUUUAUUACUGUCAGACAUCUUUGUAUAUAAAUCCUCAAUCCCCAAUUUUGUGUCACAAAUUGUGCCCAUAUAUGGAUAUGAUGAUGUCAUAUUACACCCAAAUAUGGGCAUAUCACAUUUAUUUAUCACAAAGUUUGAUAGUGCUGGUAGGCGAAUGGAAUGGACCGAAUGUGUUUCUCAAACCUGUAACUUUAUGCUGAGAAAGAAAAAAAAUGCUAUGGAAAGCUAAGUAAGUACAGAAGACAAUAAUGAUGAAUGAUAAUUCAUAUGGAAGGAGAGAAAAAAGCCAAGAGAUAUGAUGAAAAAUAGGGGAAAGUCCAGGAAUAUGAGAUGAAUGUGAAAAAAAAUGGAAAAGCCAAGGAAUAGAAAAUGAACUAUUGCAAAGAAGUCCGUGUUUGUAUACAGGAAGUGCAAAACUUUUUUUUUUUGAUUGAUCAAUGAACACAUCAAGAAGAAAUAAUGCCUUUGUUAAUUGAAAAAUGAAAUACUGGUAUGAUAAUAAAAUUGAGGGUGGGGAGUGCUUGACAGCUCACUAUUUAAACUAAGCUGCAACUGAUUGACAAGUUGAUGUCACGGUCUCUCCAACAAUACAUUAUUCAAAAUGCUAUUGAGUGUACCAUCAACAAGACUCUUGCCUGUUGGCACCAAACUCCUAUGUUAAAGUACUUUCAAAUUUAAAACAUUCAAACUCUCUAGAAAAAACUUAUCUAAGCAAUUAAUUCAGCACAUAAUAUAUUUUUUCUAUUUAGAAUGAUUAAUUAAAUUGAUGCUUUUUAUUGAAGUACUGUGGCAACCGGAAGCAAUACAUACAUUUCAUGUACUUUGCUCAGAAUGUUACCGACUAUGUUUUAUUCUAAGGAGAAUACACAAUAUGUAAAGGAUGACAGUACAAAAUUUAACAAAGAUAAUAAAAAGUUCACUUUACAAGUUGAAGUAUUUAAAAUGUACACAUUUGAUGCAAGUGAUUGAUUAGUUUUACUGUCAGUAUUUUCAUACUGCAAACACAGCAUUCACAGAAGGGUAAGCUCGGAAUGGUCAUGUAUUUAAAAAGGGAUUAUAAAUAUGAAUAUCGACAUACAAUUAGUUUAUUUUGUCACAAUUUAUGAAUAACUUUGUACAAGUUUUGCAGCAUAUAUAAUACCGGCACACCAACUGUGAUCUGUUUUGGUAUUUGGAAGCUCCAUUUUUCAAUGACAACUAGUUUUUUUUUUAAAUUUCAGUACAGCAAUAUGAAAUGCAAGCAAAAACAAUCCAAUAGUAAAUUACAAAAUUACAUAGAAAUAUCAGUACAAAAAGGUUGUCUUUUUAUGUUUAAUAUGGUAAUCAAUUAAUGAUAUGGUAAGUAAAUAAUGAGGUGAAUAUAUUCCAUAAAUCACUGAAGUGGAUUAUUUCAAAAUUUGAAUAGUAAAUAUGUUUUUCCAAGCGAAAAUAUACUAGUUGAUAAAUUAAAUUAGCAAGUAGGGUGUAUUAGUAAAAGAGAAUUUAAAUCAUGGUUUUUUUCUUUGUACUGUAUAUCAUCGGAUCAUUUUAUCUGCACUGAUUUGUUUGAAAUACUAGAAUACAGUGGUAUAAUUUGAAGUCAGUUGGUUGAAUUAUUUAUCUGAUCAGUGUUGGAUCCAGAAAGGAGAUUGGGGGAAUGCAGGCAUAUGACCAAUCAAAAAAAAAAUACAAAAUGCUAAAGAUUUUGUAACCAUUUAAAAUGGUAUACCAUUUUUAUAUAAUUAAAUUAAAUUUAUACCUACAUUACUGUAAUCUUAGAUGAUUAAUCAGAAAUAUAAUAAAAUGUUCAUAUAACUA